Molecule: messenger RNA, 1024 nt
Organism: Coffea arabica (coffee)
Lineage: Eukaryota; Viridiplantae; Streptophyta; Magnoliopsida; Gentianales; Rubiaceae
Biological process (GO): regulation of DNA-templated transcription; endosperm development
Molecular function (GO): DNA-binding transcription factor activity; protein dimerization activity
Source: RefSeq, a predicted model, not a curated record
AAAAUCAGGGGUGAUCGAGUCUGAUGAUCAUAAAUUUAGAUGAUCGAACGGCUCAGGAUAAGAAAAACUACAGCAAACUGCAUGCAUGCAUUGCAAAAUUUUGUCAGGUCCCUGCACAUGACCUCCUCAAAGUGGACAAAACCUAUAUAUAUAUAUAAUCAGUUCUCUAACGAUUUCCUGCAAAAUUCCUUCACUUUUCUUCUUUCUGUUGCUGCGCCAAAUAUUCUUCUUCUAACAGUCUCUUAAAUGGACCCAAAACACACACAACACACACUAGAAAGUACUACACAGUAACUUUUUUAGGUGUCUGAUAUGAUUGCCAAAGAAAAGGGCCGAAACCGAGUGAGCGAGGAAGAGGAAGUAGGAAAGCUUUUCAUGGGAAUUAUGGAGGGGUAUAAGGAUUCAUUGAUUCCACCAUUGUCCGAGUUCAAUCCCCUGAUUGAAAGGACAAAUUGUGAAAAGGGUUCGAGCAGUUCCAAGAAAAGAGAUAGGACUGAAGCUUCUGAGAUUAAAAGUGUCCAAAAUGAACGGAAUAGAAGAGGGAAAAUGGCUGAAAGCUACUCCGUUCUUCAGUCUUUGGUCCCUUCUCUCUUCCCAAUUCCCAAGCCCUCAAGGGAGAGGACUUUGACAGAGACAAUAAACUAUCUUAGAAGUUUGGAGCAAGAGAAAGAGAGAUUGGAAGGUCUGAAGAGCUCAUUACUGCAGAAGCCAGUCUUAUCUGGUUGUACUACGUAUUUGAUGAAUCCCUCUGUUACCGCCAGUUUAUGCAAUGGUGUUGCAUUUUUUGGGAUCCAAUUGCCUGCUAAAAGGGGUUUAUUGAGAAAGAUUGCCAAGGCUUUUGAGAAGUAUCAUGCCGAGGUAUUGGAGGUUGCUAUAUACGUUAAUGAUCACGGAAUGUUGACUUUAACUGGCACGUUUAUGGUGGGGAAUGAUGGAGCUUUUGUUGUUGAGAAGAUCAAGAAAGAAAUUCUGAUUCUGUAGAUAGGUGCUAAUAUGUAUUGAUGAUUAUUAAUACUUGAUUCAG